This is a messenger RNA of Thamnophis sirtalis, 2282 nucleotides long. It is a transcript of the gene SLC35E4, whose product is annotated as solute carrier family 35 member E4. The record is from RefSeq and is a predicted model, not a curated record. NCBI's taxonomy places the organism in Eukaryota, Metazoa, Chordata, Lepidosauria, Squamata, Natricidae.
CUCUCUGCUGGGAUACCCUCCCGGCGUCCACACGCAGCUGAGCCCAAGCCAGCCGGCUCAGGAGAAGGGGAGCGAGCCCUGGGCGUGCCAAGGAGGCUUGGAAGUCAAUCCGCCUGCAGCACCGGUGAGAAAAAGAAGGCGGCUUAUUCCAAAGAGCCCUUUCCCCCCCCCCGAAGAGUUGAACGAGAAGGUCGCCAGCUGUCGUUGCGGUGCGAGGGGUCCUGUUUUGUUUCCGCCGUUCCCAAACACACCCUGGGAGUUCCCAGACCUUUCUACACCGCCUGGGAGAAAGCCACAACUUGCAAGGAGAGGAAAUCUGAUGCCGGUGACUCAGAGGGAGGGACGGAGAGCAAAUAGACGACAGGAGGGAUUACUCGGAAGAAGCGCCACCGAAAGAUCCCAGCUCCAAGGAAGCAGGGGCAACCGAGCAGCCCUCCUUGGCUAGGAAAGGACAUUCCAGACCAGUGGAGACCCUCGUUCCGGUUGCAAAAGAACCGUGCCAAUUCACUGUCGUUGUCCCCACCCCGCCCCAUGUGCCUGCCAGCAGGGAAGAAGCACGAUGCCGUGAUGGGCUCAGCCACCGGAGCCUGGUUGCUCCCGCCCUGGAAGCAGGAUCCCGGGCAGCGCUGGGGGCGGAGGCUGCUUUCCCGGUGGGGCCACAGCCUGCCCCUGGUGGCCACCGUCGUGACGUGGCUGGCCACGGGCUCCACCAUGUCCGGCCUGAACAAGUGGAUCUUCGCCACCCACAAUUUCCGCUACCCGGUCUUGCUGUCCUCCUUACACAUGUUGACGGCGGUGGUGGUGGGGAGGCCUCUCGCCAGGCUCCGGGACAGAGGAGGAGGAGGAGGAGGAGGAGGCUCCGGCUACCCGUCCCUCCACCCCAAAACCCGGCUCCGGGUUUUCCUGCUGAGCCUGACUUUCUGCGCUAGCGUGGCUUUUGGGAACCUGGGGCUCAACCACGUCCAGCUGGACUUUGCCCAGAUGGUGUAUACCACGACCCCACUCUUCACCCUCACCCUCUCGGAGCUGCUCCUGCGGAAGCGCCAUCACCCCUUGCAGUACGCGGCCAUGGGCCCCAUUUGCUUGGGGGCCGCCCUGAGCUUCGUGGGCGAGGUGCACUUCGACCAAGCCGGAUGCUGCUUCCUCUUCGCCGCCACCUUCCUGCGAGGCCUGAAGUCCAUUCAGCAGAGUAUCCUUCUGCAGGAGGAGCAGCUGGAUUCCUUGAGGCUCCUGUGCUUGACUUCGCUGCCCAGCUUCUGCCUUCUCUUUGUAGCCGCGCUGGGCAUGGAGGUGGGCUCAGCCUGGGAGGGCCUAUUGACCUACGAGGCCAGCCUCUGGAACUGCGUGCUGCUCAGCUGCCUGGGCUCGGUCCUUUACAACCUGUCCAGCUUCUGCAUCCUCUCGCUGACCUCCGCCCUCACCAUCCACGUCCUGGGGAACUUCAACGUGGUGGGGAACCUGCUCCUCUCCCGCUGGCUGUUCGGAAGCCACCUGACUUGGCUGAGCUAUGUGGGCAUCGCCCUCACCCUGCUGGGCGUCCUCGUGUACCAUCACUCGGAGGGGAUCGCCGCUUGUUGGCGCUCGCUGGCGGGCCCGGCCAAAAAAGAGUAGGGGGGGUGGGGGUGGACUCAGAAUGGGCUGGAAGAAGCUACCGUUCUGACUGCGAGCUCAUCUUCUUUCUGCUGGCCUUGGGAAUCUCCUUGUAACUCCUAUUGUCGGUCAGCAUCGGCAAACAACAGCCUGCAUAUGGGAAAAUCCUAUUGCGGGCGGAGUAAACCACUGAAGGCUGAAUAUGCACAACAAAGCUGAGCUGUAGAUUAUGGUUUGGGAACGUCAAAAGCAGGGUUGCACCACAUCCUGUGAGUCCCCAACCAUUGGAUUGGCUUAGUUUAAGCCAUCUGAGUUUGGCUAAGUCCACCCAAAAAGCUUUGAGAAGGAAGCUUUAUUUUUUUCUCUCCAAACACAUCCCUGUGAUUCGAAUUAUUUUAUAAUUCUGGGCAAGAAUGACCACAAAGAGUUUUUAAGAAUACUUUUGCCUGCCCGGCGCAGGCGAGUUCUUUUAGAUUUGAGGCAAAUUCUUUUAGAUUUAGGUAUUUUUGUUUUUAAAUUAAGAUAUUCCCAAAUUUGUCUUCUAAAAUCUGAUCUAUGGGAAGGGAAGUUACUUUUCAUUCAUAAUUGUGUCUGUCAACCUUGGCCACUCGGCAUAAGAACCGUGGUGGCACAGUGGUUAGAGUGCAGUACUGCAGGCUACGUCUGCCUGCCUGCCGGCUGCCUGCAAUUUG